Trematomus bernacchii (emerald rockcod) is the source of this 2355-nucleotide messenger RNA. It is a transcript of the gene casq1a, whose product is annotated as calsequestrin 1a. Bases 160 to 1653 code for a protein of 497 amino acids. Gene Ontology annotation, molecular function: calcium ion binding. Gene Ontology annotation, cellular component: sarcoplasmic reticulum lumen. The record is from RefSeq and is a predicted model, not a curated record. The transcript has 11 exons. Lineage: Eukaryota; Metazoa; Chordata; Actinopteri; Perciformes; Nototheniidae. Gene Ontology annotation, biological process: regulation of skeletal muscle contraction by regulation of release of sequestered calcium ion.
CGGUUUUUAAUAAGGUGGAUGCAAAAGUUGGUCUUGCUCUCUUCUGGGUGACGUGGAUUGGAAGGGGUUCUUCAUACUUACACCAAAGUGUUUAGUUUUUAUCCCCAAUUUUUUCUUGCUGAAACUGUAAGUACAUCUUCAAUAUCUUAGAGAGGAGCCAUGAAGUGGACCUGGGUGCUUGUGGCAGUCUUGCUGUCCAUCGGGACGCUAUCACUGGCCAAGGACAGCUUGGACUUCCCUGAUUACGAUGGCAAGGACCGCGUCCACGACCUCAACGCCAAGAACUAUAAGUCUGUGAUGAAGAAGUACGAUGUCAUGGUGGUGUACUACCAUGACCAUCCCGGAUCCAGCCGCGUCGCCCAGAGACAGUUUGACAUUGAGGAGUUGACCCUUGAGCUUGCAGCCCAGGUCCUGGAUGAGUUUGAUGAUGAGGAUAUCGGAGUCGGACUCAUUGAUGCAAAGCUUGACAAAGUCGUUGCAAAGAAAUUAGAUCUCGAUGAGUCGGACAGUGUCUACAUCUUCACCGACGAUGAAGUCAUAGAAUACGAUGGCGAGUUUGCAGCAGACACUCUUGUGGAGUUCAUCUUUGAUGUUCUUGAGGACCCAGUGGAAAUUAUUGACAACAGUAGGGAACUGAAAGGCUUUGAAAACAUCGAAGAGGACAUCAAACUGGUGGGCUACUUUAAGAGUCACAAGUCAGAACAUUUCCUGGCUUUUGCCGAUGCUGCUGAAGAGUUCCAUCCUCACAUCAAGUUCUUUGCCACAUUCAGCCCUAAGGUUGCCAAGGCUCUGGAAAUGAAGCUGAAUGAGGUAGACUUCUAUGAACCCUUCAUUGAUGAUCCAAUAGUCAUCCCAGGAAAACCUUACACUGAGGAAGAGCUGGUCGAUUUCAUUGAGGAUAACGACCGACCAACCUUAAGGAAGCUGCAGCCACACAACAUGUACGAGAUCUGGGACGACGAUGUUGAGGGUGAACAUAUCAUUGCCUUUGCAGAGGAGUCUGACCCAGACGGUUUUGAGUUCCUUGAGAUCCUGAAGGAAGUUGCAGAGGAUAACACAGACAACCCUGACCUUAGCAUUGUCUGGAUUGACCCUGAUGACUUCCCCCUGCUUCUGCCACACUGGGAGAAGACUUUUGGAAUAGACCUGUCCCACCCACAGAUUGGUGUUGUCGAUGCUGAUGAUGCUGACAGCGUAUGGAUGGACAUGGAUGAUGGGGAUGAUUUGCCAUCUGUAGAUGAGCUGGAAGACUGGAUUGAGGAUGCUCUGUCAGGUGAAAUCGAUCCUGAUGAUGAUGACGAUGAUGAUGACGAUGACGAUGACGACGACGAUGACGACGACGAUGACGACGAUGACGACGAUGACGACGAUGACGACGACGACGAUGACGACGAUGAUGACGAUGACGACGACGAAGAUGAUGACGAUGAUGAUGAUGACGAUGAUGAUGAUGAUGAUGAUGAUGAUGAUGAUGAUGACGACGACGACGACGAUGAUGAUGACGACGAUGACGACGAUGACGACGACGAUGAUGACGACGACGACGAUGAUGAUGAUGAUGACGAUGAUGACGACGAUGAUGAUGACGACGACGACGACGAUGAUGAUGAUGAUGAUGAUGACGACGACGAUGAUGAUGAUGAUGAUUAUUAAAUCAUUAAGUCUUAAGUCUGACCAAUACAGUAUCAAGAGUCAACAUCAUAGCUGCCAUACUCUAUCAAAUCAUCUUCUUUUGUAACUAGUUCUUGUGUUGAACUCGGCAGUCACUAUUAAUAUCUCAUCUUUUCAUCGUCCUCUCUGCAUCUCACCAGAACAAUAUUCCACUAAUCGUUUAUCCCACUUCCCUACAUGUUGAGUAAUCUUCUAUGUAACAAAGUUAUUUCUAAGUAAGAUCCCACACUACUUUUAUUUUUAAAUGUAACACUAUCCAGUACAAUAAAAGAAGAAAUUCUUUCCAAACCAUGCCAUCUAUUGCUAUUGAUUUUUGUAUUAUUAAAGUUUUUAUUUUACAAAGUACUGGAAGGGUUGCAAUGUUGUAUGCAUUAUGUCUUAGUCUACAUAUGGAGUCUGUUGCAGUCUGAAUGUGUUUUAUCUGUUCCCUUAGUUUCUUGUUUGCUGCAGUAUCGAAACAACUGAAGUCAGACCCAUGGGUGCUAGCAGGCUUUUCUGAUUUUUUUUUAAGUUUUAAGAACCACCAGCCUACUCUGUGAAAUCAAUGUAACGCUGUACACUGAAAGUGCUGUACAUCAUAUGGAUGUUUUCUACGAUGAUGAUUAUGAAAACAGCCAUUUUCUAUUUUUGUACCAAGAGGAAUUUAACUUACUGUAAAGUCUUAAAUAAAUGACAACUUGGACA